AGAGCAUUCGGAAACUUUUAGUUGACGACCAAUUUGAAUCAAUUUCAAGAUGUCUGGACGUGGAAAGGGAGGAAAGGGACUCGGAAAGGGAGGCGCAAAGCGUCAUCGCAAGAUCUUGCGUGACAACAUCCAGGGCAUUACCAAGCCCGCCAUCCGCCGUCUCGCUCGCCGUGGUGGAGUCAAGCGUAUCUCUGGCCUAAUCUACGAGGAGACGCGUGGUGUGCUCAAGGUCUUCCUUGAGAACGUCAUCCGUGAUGCCGUCACCUACACCGAGCACGCCAAGCGCAAGACCGUCACCGCCAUGGACGUCGUCUACGCUCUGAAGCGUCAGGGACGUACCCUGUACGGAUUCGGCGGCUAGAUUGUCAAUUCCCUCUCCGCUAUAUCCAGCAGCAAGGUCAACAACGACAUCUGAAUCUCAACCGGCUUUUUUCAAAGCCACCACAUUCAAUCAAAAGAAAGGUGUCUAUGCUGUGCUACUUCGGUAUUUUUUUGUACUAAAUGCUUGCCGCCCGCGUACAAUAUUUUUUGUAGCCAGACACGAAUUGAGCUCGCGGAACCGGGUAGUGGACAGCAUUUCGGGAAGGUAGUUGAUAAUGCCGAGAGUAUUGUUGAUGGACUUGUUUUAGUAGACUGGCGCAAUCUGUUCUGUAUCUUUUCUUCCCUUCAUCGUAUUUAUUGCAUGCUUUUAGUACCGUACUGGUCGGAGAGAAGACGUACAUACAGUCAUGUAUAUGUUCCGAAAUUCAAAUUUCCCGGGUAAUUUUUGUUGUGUACAUGACAUAAAUCUAGCAGUACGUUUCGUACCACCUGCCGACAUUCAUCUCAAAUCUCACUGGACUCGAGAUAUCGCGAUCGCAUCUGAAAAUAAGUGCAAUGUACUAGGGGCAUGUUCGAUUGGUAAGGAUCGGGAUCCAGAUCUCAGAUCCCUCGGAUCCUUCAGAUUCAACUGAACACUUUAUCUUGGACCUUGACUGUUGUCAUGUUGAAAAUGGCGCUCACAAGGCACCCAAAAGGGUGAACGUCGUACUCAUCGCGUGCGUCGUACAAAAAGUCAACAAACUCUAUCUCCAUCCACGUGUGCGUACCACAAUGUGUACAAAAAUGAUUUUUACCCGCCAUAUACGCACAAAGGUCACAUUUGGAUCCGGUCAACCCUGCUCCCCGAGGUGGGUUGACCGGAUCCAAAUCCGAAGGAUCCGGAUCCGGUGGAUCGGGAUCCCGAUCCUACCAAUCGAACAUGCCCCAAAUUUACUUCACGCCAGGUUCUGGAAUCUUUAUUUCUUCAGUUCUAAUAUAAAUUAUGCAAUAAUUAUAGAAUGUGUAUGCAGACUUGCCAUUUUGAUAAUUUUUCUGACCAUAUUGAUAAGACACAUGCCCGACAACCGCAGUACAUGUA
Sycon ciliatum is the source of this 1399-nucleotide messenger RNA. Its product is annotated as histone H4. Lineage: Eukaryota; Metazoa; Porifera; Calcarea; Leucosolenida; Sycettidae. Gene Ontology annotation, cellular component: nucleosome. Bases 50 to 361 code for a protein of 103 amino acids. The transcript has a single exon. The record is from RefSeq and is a predicted model, not a curated record. Gene Ontology annotation, biological process: nucleosome assembly. Gene Ontology annotation, molecular function: structural constituent of chromatin; protein heterodimerization activity; DNA binding.